Synchiropus splendidus (mandarinfish) is the source of this 4447-nucleotide messenger RNA. RefSeq names its product WWC family member 3 (gene wwc3). Gene Ontology annotation, molecular function: molecular adaptor activity; kinase binding. Lineage: Eukaryota; Metazoa; Chordata; Actinopteri; Syngnathiformes; Callionymidae. Gene Ontology annotation, cellular component: cytoplasm. The record is from RefSeq and is a predicted model, not a curated record. Gene Ontology annotation, biological process: negative regulation of organ growth; regulation of DNA-templated transcription; regulation of hippo signaling. The coding region runs from base 491 to 3910 and encodes 1139 amino acids. The transcript is spliced from 23 exons.
ACUGACGUCUAGUCUACUUUCAGCGAAUCAAAAUGCAGGAAACAGCAGGUUGAAAGCUGCCAACGUUGUUAAAGUUCCAGCGCUAUUUCGCGUCACUGGUCCCUGUUCGCCGUGUUUUCGCAGCGAGCCGUGCUGAACCUCAACAAGUGUGGAGUUCGACGUCCCCCAUUGGAUGCACGAGCUCGUACGUCUGUGCGUUUAUGCAAAUCGCGCGCAGCCGAAUAUGGACACGGAGGACUCCAGUAUGGUGGAGGAAGGAGGCGAACAUGGAGGACCGUGAGAGCGCUGCUGCCGCCACUCUCGCCAGUGGGGACUGACUCGGGCUCGUGGAUGUGCCUCCAGCGCGGACAUUUUCUCUACCGGAAACUUUACCGUGUGUGUGCGAGUUCCUAGCGUCGAGAGCAAGUUGGCGCUAAUGCUGUGAGGAGCGGGUUUUCCGGGGGACGAGACGGAGGGCAGUGGGCUCGAGCCCUCUCACCAUCCCGUCGCUAUGCCGUGGAUGAGCUGCGGAAAGCGGAGGGAGAGCUCGGAGCUGCCGCUGCCCGCCGGAUGGGAGGAAGCCCGCGACUACGAUGGACGAGUCUUCUUCAUCGACCACAACACCCGGCAAACUUCAUGGAUCGACCCCAGAGAUAGAAUCACCAAGCCACUGACCUUUGCCGACUGUGUUGGAGAUGAACUGCCUCUUGGGUGGGAGGAGGUUUAUGACCAGCAAGUGGGAGUUUAUUAUAUUGACCACAUCAACAAAACCACCCAGAUCGAGAACCCUCGGACUCAAUGGCGGCAGGAGCAGGAACGCAUGCUAAAGGAGUACCUGGUGGUGGCCCAGGAGGCCCUCAAAGCCAAGAAGGAGAUGUACAUGAUCAAGCAGCAGCGACUGGAGCUGGCUCAGCAGGAAAUGCUGCUCUUUCACGAGCUCUCCGAGGACAACCGCUCCAUCACAAGUGCGCUCUCCAACUCGUCCUCAAACGUGAAAUAUGACCCAGACCAAAUCAAAGUGGAAGUGGCUUGUAGAAGAGAGCGGCUCUCCAGACUGAAGCAGGAGCUGGCCCAGGUGAAGCAGGAGCUGCAGUAUAAGGAAAUGGGAGUGGAGACCCUUCAAGAGAUUGACAGGAAGAUGUCCAGCAGUCAGACCAACUACAAACUGGACGAGGCUCAGGCCAUCUUCAAUGAGCUGCGCAGCAUCAAGAAGGCCAUCAGCACAGGCGAGAAGGAGAGGCAGGACCUCAUCCAGAGUCUGGCCAAACUCACGGUGAACUUCCAAAGUGGCUUGUCAAUGAAUGACUCGACUGGCGAGACAGCGAACACCACCAGCACGACGCUGGACCCUGGAACUCUGCAGCAGUACUGUGACACCGGCUGUCAGACGGACAUCAUGGGAGAGUUUGGUUCCCAAGAUUCCUCCCACUUGGUGGACCGAGUCAAACUCAACUGGCAGUACGAGGAAGCCAAGAAAAAGGUGCAGAACAUCCAGCACCAGCUUGCACAGCUGGACACAGAAAGCUGGUCAGGACGGGCGGAGGCCGACCGGGACCGCGACUUCUUGCAGCUGCUGCGAGAGAAGGAAGCCCUGCUGCAGGAGCUCAUCCUGGUCAGCAAGCAGCAGCACACGCCGCAGACGCUGCUGCAGCUGGAGGAGGAGCGGAACCGACUGGAAGAAGAGGUGCAGCGGGCUUACAGCUCCCAGAGCCAAGGGGCCAAUCAGAGGAUCCUGCAGCAGGAGAAGAGGAACGCGUUGCUCCGGCAGCUGGAAGAGGCGACUCGGAUCACGACUUACCUUCACUCGCAGCUGAAGAGCUUGUCGGCCAGCUCCCUGACCGUGUCGUCCAGCAGCAGCCGCGGCUCGCUGGCCUCCAGCCGUGGCUCGCUGGCGUCGAGCCGCGGUUCUCUCAGCUCCAUCAGCUUCAGCGACAUUUAUGGUGUGCCACAAUACGAGCGCCACGAAACCCCUGGGGAGCCUCUGGACCCUCACCUGCGCUACCUGCUGUCUCAGGAGACCAUGUCCAGGGAUGGCCCUGUCUUCAGCCCCGACCCUCUGGUCCAGAGCAAAACCAAACGCUCUCACGACACGCCGCAGUCUCUCGCCUCACUCUCCUCGCGCUCCUCGCUCUCCUCGCUGUCGCCACCCAGCUCUCCCAUGGACACCCCCUACCACUCGGCUCCGCAGGACUGCCCCCUCACCCAGAUGACCGAGGAGUACAUGGAGCAGGCGAGCCGGGGGCUGCUGGAGGGGCUGCGAGCCCAGUCCCAGCCGCUGCCUCACAGUGCCUUGGUGGUCAGCGAGGAAACGGUGGGCCCCUCGGCCCAGAGUCACAGAGAGGGGGGAGCUCAGGCAGGCUUUACCUCCACAGGAGUCACUCUGAGGGGCAACAGUGGCAACAGGAGGGCCAGGAGGGUCUCAGCCGGGGUCUCUGAAGAUGCGCUGGCCACUGAUAGCGGCGUGUUUGAAGCGUGGGGCAGGAGGACGGAGGAGUCGGAGGAGAUGUCCUUCAUGAAGGAGCUGAUCUCUACUAGUGAGCCCCCACAGAUUCAACUGGGACUCCUAUGGGAGUCCAGCUCUCAGUCACUGCGACUUCAUCUCCUCCAGCUCAAGAAUCUCAACAAGUCCGUCGUCAGAGACGGAUAUAAAGUGUAUGUGAAGGUCCAUCUGAUUCCACUGGAUGCCAGCAGAGCGUGUGCCUUUUAUUGCUGCACCGCCCUGGACCCGCAGACACACAUGACUUUCAAUGAAGGUUUCCGUGUCCCGGUGCCUGCCAACGCUCUGGCGCUGUGCGCCCUCCAGCUGUCCGUCUGCUCUCUGGGACCUCAAGCUCAGGAGGAGCUGCUGGGUCGGGCUCAGGUGGGCCUGGCCGACUGUGAAGGAAGUGUUGAGAUGGUGUACCACUGGCUGAGGGUCCAGAUGUUGAGCGGGCCGGAGCUGCAGCGCCCGGAACAGAAGGGCGGUUCUCACAGACGCCAUCAUGACGGGCCCGAGGAGGAGCUGAGACUCCGGGUUUCGGACAGCGUGUGCGCUCGAGCCGCCACUCAGCUGGAGGAGCGUGAGCUGGAGGGGAAGAAGAACGAGCCGGUGGAGAUGAUGUCGGAGAGGAGCUGGCAGGCGGAGUCUGUGGACAGUGGCUGCAGCAACAGCACCGCGUGCACUCCAGAGGGACAGUGUGCUGAGGGCGUCAGUGCGGCCACACGGGGGCGCUGUGAUCAGACACCUGUCAAAGUCCAGAUGGUGAAGGUGGAGAAGGCCACCAUGACGGAGGGGCUGUUUCCUGAGCCGGUGAGAGUCCGACCCAAAGAGCGGGGCAGCCGAUGGGGUCACGGCUCUCCCUUCAUGCGCGGCAGCACUAUUGUCAGGUCUCAGACCUUCUCCCCAGGCGCUCGCAGCCAGUACGUCUGCAGGCUGUAUCGCAGCGACAGCGACAGCUCCACUUUACCAAAGAAAUCCCCGUUUGUCCGGAACACGCUGGAGAGACGGACGCUGCGCUUCAAGCAGCAGUCGUACCGCUCCUCCCUGGCCGAGCAGCCGACCCGCACCUCCCUGGACCUGGAGCUGGAUCUCCAGGCCUGCCGGACGCGUCAGCGGCAGCUGAUGGAGGAGCUGAGCGCCCUGAGGGAGCUGAAGCUGCGGCUGGAGGAGCCUCAGAGCGGCGAGGCCAGUGAGCUCCCGCACUGGGCCCUGAGAGAUGAGCGCUUCCGCCGCCUGCUGCGGGAGGCCCAGAGACAGGCAAGCCAGAGCAAGCAGGAGCAGCACCAGGAGGAGGCAGCAGAGAGGAGGCUGAGGAAGGCGUCCAAGGAGGUGCUGCAGAUGAGAGGCCAGAGCCAGAAGGAGCCGCUGCCAGUGCAGACGUUCAGAGAGAAGAUGGCUUUCUUCACCAGACCAAGGUUCAACAUCCACCCGCUGCCCGCUGACGACGUCUGAGCGCUCCCGUCUCAUUCCUGUGACGCAAGAUGAAGUAUUUGUCAAGGACUCAUGAAGGACGAGGAAGAUGGCGUCGGCAAGAUGCUUUCACUUUUUUUUCCGUGGCUGCGCCGGCUCCAUCUGCAGUGCUCGCCGGCGGCCGGAAGUCGGGAACAAAAGUCAGUUUGAACAAAGUCACUGUACUGUAACUUAUUUUAUAGUACUUUUCCUUGAAGGAAAUUAAAAAUGGCUUCCUGCUUUUCAAGUGUACUUUGUAGCUUUGAGCAAAUAGCACUUCAGUGUUUUUACAUCCCGUAACAUGGAGCUUGUUUCCUUAAUUCUUAAAGUUUAUUUACAUCCAAGGUCACUUUGUAACCCACUUUUAUUACAGAUGUCCUUUUGUUGCUAUGUUAUUAAAAUUAAUUUUAUUUUAUGUACUUUUCAAUAUAUGAAAACACUGUAUUCAGAUUUUUUUUAUGGCAUCUGUAUCUGCAGUGUUACCUCUUGUGAAAAUAAAAGCAUUAAAUCACAGAACUUGAAGUGACUGAACGGUGAGGA